UCGGCGUUUUAUUUGUUUUGAUUCCUCUAUCACGUUUAUUUAUUUAAACAACAAAGAGGGUCUUGUAAAGUAUCCGAUCGAACGAUUCGUUGAGAACCGACUAAGUAUAACAUCUUUGAUGAAGGCGAAAUAUACAUCCUGCGAUGCUACAAUCGACGUUGAAAGUAUGAGUCUAAUCUCAGAGUCGGAUGAUGAAAUUCUCGUAUCUGGAAAGACCGAUGACAGCGGGGUUGAGAUGGUUGUCUAUUGGACUAAUAGACACACUCAUCUCAUUGACAAAGUGAUUAACAUCACUUCUGUGUUUGCAUUUAUCCUACUCUUUGCGUUUAUGGAUUCAUCGUUGUUCUUCCACCAAACGAUGCUAUGUGCAUCUUGUUCACAGUUGGUUCUCAUAAUUCUUAAGAUCAACUCGGAUUGGUGUCCAAUUUUGGCGGUGUAUUCAAUCGUAGCAUCGUUGAACUCGACAAUCUCAUGUAUUUAUGGGAUCUUUAAAUGUUCCAAAUUGUUAUUCUCACUUUCAACAGCAUUAUCGGCUAACGUAUCACAAUCACUGCACAGCUACGACAAACAGUUAACGAGCUUAGUGUCACUACAAGCCUAUAAUGUGAAGUGGGAUAUCACAACGUUUGUCUUGUACAUAGUAUUGGGUCUUAUAGUCUUUGAAGUGGAGAUGGCUGUGAGAUUUGUCGUUGCUAUUCGGGCCCGCCAUAGAGGUUAUGAGAACCCACGCAAGAUGCUUGAGUUUGAUAACGAAAAACUUCUCCGCCAAGAUGCCCUUGACGAAAGAACACCGCUUGAUGAGUCAAUCGAACACAUUGUCUCAAUAUUGUUUGGGAUGUUUGGCUCAACCAGAGACACAGUCAAACUUGGUGAUGUCGAGUCGAGGAGUGGUGACAUCUGUUGAACUGAAAGAAUAAUGAGCAGCUAGAGGGUCUAUUCAUUGAUACAUAAAUAUAUCCAAAGAGCAAGAGAUUUGUCCUAACACGUUGCAAUCAACCAAGUAUUAACUGAACACCCCCACUAAAGAAUGAUUACUUCAUUUGUAGAUGGUUAUAGGUAGAGAAGAACAAUUACCCCCUAUAAAGCCAUUUUCGCUUAUUUGCACGAUACAUUCCAAAUUCGGUUAAUUGUGUUGUGUAAAAGAAACCCACGCCCUUUUCUGAAAUUUCA
Williopsis jadinii is the source of this 1170-nucleotide messenger RNA. RefSeq lists its product as uncharacterized. The transcript has a single exon. NCBI's taxonomy places the organism in Eukaryota, Fungi, Ascomycota, Saccharomycetes, Phaffomycetales, Wickerhamomycetaceae. Bases 119 to 904 code for a protein of 261 amino acids. The record is from RefSeq and is a predicted model, not a curated record.